Molecule: messenger RNA, 1455 nt
Organism: Drosophila rhopaloa
Lineage: Eukaryota; Metazoa; Arthropoda; Insecta; Diptera; Drosophilidae
Gene: Dnz1
Product: palmitoyltransferase ZDHHC3
Exons: 3
Coding region: 369-1196 (275 amino acids)
Biological process (GO): protein targeting to membrane; peptidyl-L-cysteine S-palmitoylation
Cellular component (GO): endoplasmic reticulum; Golgi apparatus
Molecular function (GO): protein-cysteine S-palmitoyltransferase activity
Source: RefSeq, a predicted model, not a curated record
GUGCAAUAUUUUCGCUCUUUCUGCGAACGGUCACCCUAAAUAAAUAAAUGACAAUUUCAAGCGUAAAAUAAACCCUAAAAAGUCGAUGAAACACUCGAUUUGUGAAUUGUGCACCCACCAGUGAGUGGGCAAAGUGCGGUAGCCGACGAGACCGCCGCCAGGAGCUUCUGAUCCCACCCAGGAGUGGAUCAAGGGCCGACAAACGGGCCGAGGGAGUACAGCAACAAUUGUUAUUUUUCACCCGUCGAUUUUCAGGGGGAGGGGGCUACGGACAUCAGCUCCUUCGGUUUCUAAUUAAAUUAAAAAAAGGGGGAGAGGCAAUAAUACACCAAACGGUUCAAUAUAAUCGAACACAAGCCAGCUUAGCAAUGGUCUUCAUCCGGGAUCCCUGUGGCAUCGCCUGCCUGGUGGUCACCUACGGAGCAGUUCUGUAUGCGGACUAUGUGGUCAUCCGCUGGAUUAUCCUUACCACGAUGCCGGGCAGCCUCUGGAUGUCCUUCCAUGUGGUCCUCUUCAACACCGUCGUCUUCCUGCUGGCCAUGUCCCACUUCAAGGCCGUGUUUUCCGAUCCGGGCACCGUGCCACUCCCCGCCAACCGACUGGACUUCUCUGACCUGCACACCACCAACAAGAACAAUCCGCCGGGAAAUGGCCACAGCAGCGAGUGGACCGUGUGCACCCGCUGCGAAACGUACAGGCCGCCGCGGGCCCACCACUGUCGCAUCUGCAAGCGAUGCAUCCGGCGGAUGGAUCAUCAUUGCCCCUGGAUCAACAACUGCGUGGGCGAGCGCAACCAGAAGUACUUCCUGCAGUUCCUUAUCUACGUGGCCCUGCUCUCCCUCUACUCCAUCGCCCUCAUCGUCGGCUCGUGGGUGUGGCCCUGCGAGGAGUGUAGCCAGAACGUGAUCGAAACCCAGUUGCGAAUGAUUCACUCGGUUAUCCUGAUGCUGGUGUCGGCUCUGUUCGGGCUCUUCGUGACGGCCAUUAUGGUGGACCAGCUGCAUGCGAUUCUGUACGACGAGACGGCCGUGGAGGCGAUACAGCAGAAGGGCACCUACCGGCCCAACCGGCGCAAGUACCAGCUCCUGGCGGAUGUCUUCGGACGCGGACAUCCGGCGCUGUGGCUGCUGCCUUGCACCAGCCUGAAUCACUCCUCGCGGUACCAUGAUACGCCUCUUCUGAGCCACGAGGUCUAGGGCCCGGAAAUAUUCUUUAUAUUUUGUCCCUGUGUUUAUUGUGCGGGUAAAACUGCCCGAGAGUGUUUUUAGUUUUUAAUUAUUGUGUGAUUUUCUUUUAAUCAGCCUCAACACCCCACCCACAGCCAGUCAAAUUGAUUCGUAUUUCGUAUUGUGUAUUAUAUGCAGAUUCCAACUUAAUUUAUGCUUUAGUUUAUAAUCGUUUGAAAUUAUAAAUAUAAAGGAAGCAGCCACGAGGGAAGAAAGAGCAUACUCAAAA